This is a messenger RNA of Cuscuta europaea, 856 nucleotides long. The record is from the annotation of a GenBank genome assembly. Lineage: Eukaryota; Viridiplantae; Streptophyta; Magnoliopsida; Solanales; Convolvulaceae.
ACAGAUGGUGUAGGAAAAUAAGCAUCCCCAGCCACUUUUCAACUAACAUGGAGGCAAGCUCACAGCGCAGUUUGCCGGAAGUCAAUAGAGAAAUACUCCGUAUUUGAAAAUAAGAGUUUGAGCGGGGUAGUAGUUUGUUCUUAAAAUCAGAACAGCUUCCAUAUUUGGUUGAUAUCGAUCAAGUUCAAUAGAAAGAAAGGUGAACCGCAAGCAAGUAAGACUAUUAUCUAGCUGCUAGUGUGAUAUGGGUCAAGUGCAGAGUGGGGACGUAGCUGCUGCAGCAUCAGCCGAUCAAUCUCACACUUCUACCGCUACUCAAACUGCUUCAUCGCCCACCGAUUCCGCGCUCCACCAGUCUUUGCCGCAGCCUUCGCUUGAUUCAUUAAUUGCAGAAGCUGCAGCUUAUGGAGCAGAUGGUGAUAAUGAGUCACUUGAUGAGAAGGCUGAGAAAGCUCUGGAAUGUCCUUGCAUUGCUCACCUCAGGAGUGGUCCCUGUGGUUCACAGUUCUCUGAUGCUUUCCUCUGUUUCCUCAAAAGCACAGCUGAAGAAAAGGGCUCGGACUGUGUUCAUCCUUUUGUGGCUCUGCAGAACUGUAUAAAGACAAAUCCAGAUGCAUUCUCAAAGGAUAUCCUUGUUGAUGAUGAGGACUCCCACAAAGAAGAUGCCAGUAAACAGGACGAAAUUCCCCCAAAACAACAUAGAAUCAUUCCACCAAUGUGGUCUUCACAAUCGAAAGGGGCAAAGCACAAGUCAUAGAGGGUUAUUAUGCCUUUUUACUCUCUACUAUAGGGUCCUAAUUGAAUGUAGUAGCUCUCAAAGCCAAAUGUAUACUCCCCUUCUGAAAUAGAUAUGCAU